CUGUUUCUCUAUAAAAGCCCUGAAAGCCGAAGCAAGAGUACUGAAUUUGAAUUCGUCUUUUAAUGCGAGUAGACUUUGUUCAUCAUGGAGAAAUCUGUCGUGUCUAGUGGGGAUGAAGAUCCCACGUGUCGUUCCGUCAUGGAGGGCAUUGCCUCGAACACACAUCGAGUCUUGACAGAAGAAGAAGAGAACAGAUUGAAGAAACAAGAUGAGACUGUUGUAUCCGAAUUCAAGAGAUCGAAGCUAGAAGCCGAAGCUCAAAAGAAUUGGGACCUAUUUUACAAGAGGAAUGAUACGAGGUUUUUCCGGGAUCGUCAUUGGACUACUCGAGAGUUUGAGCUGUUGGUCGGAAUCGAUGGUGAUACCAAGAAAACUCUUCUAGAAAUCGGGUGUGGAGUCGGAAAUUUCCUGUUUCCGUUAUUGGAAGAAAAUGCUAACCUCUACAUUUACGGCUGCGACUUUUCCCCGAGGGCGGUUGAGUUCGUCAAGGGUGAUCUCAGAUUUAAUGAAGAGAGGAUGAAAGUUUUUGUCUGUGACAUUACAAAAGACAGAUUGGAGGAUAAUAUUCCGGAGUUGGUUGAUGUGGUGAGCCUCAUCUUCGUUCUUUCAGCCAUUCACCCAGACAAAUUCCAACAAGCUCUGCACUCAGCUUCUGCUAUUCUUAAGCCUGGUGGGGUCUUGGUAUUUCGAGACUAUGGUCUUUAUGAUAUGGCCCAACUUCGCUUUGGAAGGGGAAACAAGAUUGGGGACAAUUUUUAUGUUAGGCAGGAUGGUACAAGGUCGUAUUUCUUUUCUGUUGAGCGCCUAACAAACUUAGUGGCCGACGCCGGAUUUGACGUUUCCAGUUGCCAUUAUGUGAACAGGAGAACGGUAAACAAAAAGGAAGGCGUGGACGAACCGCGGGUCUUUGUUCAAGGGAAAUUCAUCAAGAGAUGAUGUUAGUGAAUUGACAGCUGCCUUUGCCUGGAUUUGCUCCAUCAUUGAAGGUGUGGCCAGAAGUUCGUCGUGGAGGUGAUUAUUUUACUCUUGGUCGUGUGCCAGAAACGUGCAAUUUUAUGAUGAUUAUUAUAAUCAUCUGAAACAAAGGAAGAUAUAAAUAAUUUGCCGAUCUGAGGCAUAUUAAUUGUUUUUCCAAUUGUUAGUUGCAUGACAUGGUAUUUAAUUUCGUCGUAUCCUUUCAUUUUUAGGAGCUGUUGUCUGCGGCAAUCAAACUGCCUCUGAAGGUAUUGGCUUUAGUUUAUUUUAAGUAACUUUGUUUUGUAAAUGAUGGAACCUAUAUUUGCUACUCUUGACUGUUUGAAUGACGACAGCCUUGACCACCAAUCACUUUCUGAGGCUGUUAAAUAUUGAUAACACAUUUUGUGUUUUUUCAAAGUUACUUAUAGAUUUUCUUGUUUGCAGGUGGAAUCCUUAUAUUGCCGAUUGUUGUGUCUAAAAUUUGUAAGAAAUAAUAAAUAAAAUGAAAUGACGA
Molecule: messenger RNA, 1471 nt
Organism: Daphnia pulex (common water flea)
Lineage: Eukaryota; Metazoa; Arthropoda; Branchiopoda; Diplostraca; Daphniidae
Product: tRNA N(3)-methylcytidine methyltransferase METTL6-like
Exons: 6
Coding region: 85-936 (283 amino acids)
Source: RefSeq, a predicted model, not a curated record